Eutrema salsugineum is the source of this 1274-nucleotide messenger RNA. RefSeq names its product kinetochore protein Spc25. The record is from RefSeq and is a predicted model, not a curated record. Gene Ontology annotation, biological process: chromosome segregation. Gene Ontology annotation, cellular component: Ndc80 complex. Lineage: Eukaryota; Viridiplantae; Streptophyta; Magnoliopsida; Brassicales; Brassicaceae. The transcript has 8 exons.
UGUCGUUUCAAGUUCUUCUCAAUGAAGUUCUCAUCACGUGGAAAAGCGUUGUGAAGCUUUUCGAAACUCGAAUCAAAUGGCGGGCUAAAUCUCUCUCUAUAUCUCUGUAUUUGGCGAUGGAAUCGAUUAGCGAAAUCGGUGGUGGAGAUACAGCGAAGAAGACUACUAUGGCCUCUCUGGGACUCAUGUGUGAUAAAGAUAUGAAUGAGCAGCGGCUUAAAAUGGAUUCUUUCAUCGCUUCUCCGUUCCAGAGAUCGAUGGACUCUGUACUGGAGCGAGCUAAAGCCACUGCACAAAGCCAAGUGGAACUAGCGAAUAUGAAAGCGCGGCUGAGAGAUGCAGAGGAUGAGCUCGUUAAAGUGUUGGCAGAAAAGACACGUAAAGAGGCAAGGCAAGUGGGGUUAAGGGAUUCCAUUUCUGCAACACAAUCUCGAAUCGAAGUGCUUAGAAGAACUCUGCAGUUACAGAAGUCAAAGAGGGAAGAACAUGCCAAAGUUAUCUCCCAAUAACUGCAAGCCUUAUCAGUAUCCAAGGACAAUACUGGUAAAGUCACAGAAGAGAAAGGGGAUAUACAAGAAACCAUCUCUUGGUAUAAUCAGGCUCUCGGUUUUCACGUUGAAGCUGGACAUGGAGUUAAAUUCACAUUCACCAACAUUGAUGCAAAAAGGCAUACACGCGAGUUUUCAUUCACAGUUCACUAUGGAAAUGACAUCUACACACUAUUGGAUUGCAACCCACAAUUAGAUGGUAUCGAAGAGAGGGUUCAAGAAUUGAAUAAAACCAAUGACCUUUUCGGAUUUGUUCGUCUAAUGAGAGAUAAGUUUCUCAAAGCCACCUUCUCUGAGUUGCCAACAAAUUCAGAAAAUCCGAAACAGGAAACAUCUAUCAUAUCUGCUUCAGCUCCAGCUAUCACUGAAACAAGCAUGUCAACUCCAGAGAACAAAGGAUCUAAGGUUCAAUUGAAUCGGCGACACAAAAGAUCUAGCGAUUCACCACUCCCGUCUCCUGCACCCACGUCUUCUGCUCGCCGUUCUUCUCGCCUUAAGGCUAAGAAAUGAAGGUGGAGCAUAAAACUUGAGGACCUCACAUGGGAGGAAAUAACCCAGAAAUAAGAAAGAUAUAAAGCAGUGAAUGAAUGAUUUUUACCGCUUCUGUGACUUGGCUGAUUGAUGGAGUGUAGAUGCGUGUAUUACUUGUAGUUGUUCCUAUUAUUGAAAGUAGAGGAAUGCCAACGAGGAUUAGAAUGCUAAAAUUUGUGAUAAACUAUGAUCAUC